Molecule: messenger RNA, 1853 nt
Organism: Cercocebus atys (sooty mangabey)
Lineage: Eukaryota; Metazoa; Chordata; Mammalia; Primates; Cercopithecidae
Exons: 4
Coding region: 1-1179 (392 amino acids)
Source: RefSeq, a predicted model, not a curated record
AUGGAGACAGCUAAAGAAGCCAAAGAAAACUCCCUCCUCGCAAGUCCCGUCCGGGACUACGUGGCGCUGGCGAGGCCAAGGAAGACAGCGCCCUCUUUCUCCUCCGGCCGCGCCGCCGCCGGCCUGCGCCCGCUCUCCGCUCCACUGACCUCCCCGCGCCUCCUUGUGGUCCCCGCCCUUCAGGCCCCGGCCCCUCUUUCUUCAUGCCCCAACGCCUGUGGGCCCCACGCACCGCCCGAGGGAACAACCCCAGAGAGCAGCGAGCAAGGGCCGAAGCCUGCCCGCGUCCCGGCCCUCAGGCCAGCCCGGCGCGAUAGCGCGACCUCUGGCUACAAGCCUGGGCUGAGUCGGCCCCGCGCAGACGCGGCACCCGAGAGCUCCCGCGCAUCCCGGGGAGGGAGUUUCUGGUGGUGGCGGGUGAACUUGAGUAGAGGUAAGGAAACAUCUUACGGCCUUCUUCCAAGUGCUAAAAGCGUCCCUCGCAGCCCGCCUGUUUGCUGGCAGCCUCACCCUGCUGGCUUCCAGGAGGGCUUUGUCGAGCACUGCCGCGGUGUUGGAAACCUUGUUUCAAAGUCCAAGCCUAAGCGAGUGGGCGAGACGCGCAGAGGAGCAUGGGUGAGUGGGCACCUUCCCAGCACCCUCACCCAAUGUCUCUCUUCCCACUGCUCAGAGGACUGGUCAUUCAGACAAACGCCGCGCGGCCCUUUUGGGAACAGAGGCGGUCGAGCUUCUGUCCGCGAAAAUCUGGAUCCUUUAGAAUCCGAACAAUAUGCUUGCGUGAGAACGCAAAAAGAGAUCCACGGCGUGGGUAUGCACCGACUGAGAACAGCAAGUGGAUGGGAAAGAACCUUGACAACACAAAACUCAUUUGCUAAUGGACUGGUUUUGGGUUUCUCUUCUCUGAGUCCGCAAAUCUCUCUGCCUGAGCCCCAGGCCUAUUCAGACCUCGUGGGGAGCGGCGUCCCCCAGGAACAGGUGGGCUGCUGCUCCGGCGCCACGCCGGCCGUCAGAGUCGGAGUUCCCAAGGGUCGAGGGCACCCGGAGUUUCCGACUAAGCACAAGAAAAAUAAUUUUGGCACUUCAGCCCGGAUUUGGGGAGUCUCCGCACUGCCCCAGAGCGAUGACACGAAUUUAUUGAAGAAACACCUCUCUGUGCCCUCCCUUUCCAAAUAUUUGUAGGUAGAGUAGGAUCCUCCCCGUCGUUCUGGAUGGUGAAAGAAUUCCAACAAAGCUGCCCGGGAGCCCCAAAGUAUCUUGCUCCAAGCCAGAAGGGAAACAAGUGGGUCCCAGCUAGGGGUGUUUGCAUCAAGGCCUAUGUGAACCCAGCUGAGAAACCCUAGCAACUGCUAAUGCUGUCCCAUUGAAUGCUUUUUUGUCGACUAAUUAUGCGCACGCGGCCGUUACCUGCACAGAGGAGGCACUGGAGAGCCGAAACCUAGCAUCGGGCGCUCCUUGCCAGCGGUGUUCUCUCCCGAGCCGCGCUGCGGCGAGGGCAGCAGCCGCUGGCUAGAGUUGCUUGUUUCCUUUAAAUCUCCAACGCAUCUCUGCUUUUCGUGCGAUUUGCAUUGACAGCAAAGGUUUUAUGUUACCAGAACAACUCAAACCUUUCUGCGUGCGAUUUUAAAUGGAUCAUUUGGUUUAGGUGGUUUGUAAAUUCAUGUCAUUUUAUCUUUUUUAGUGAUUUUCAGUAAAAGAUUCCAUUUUGGGAAACCUUAUAUAUCCAAGCCAAUAAUUAACAUUUAUAACAAUUGGUUCCCCUAACCGAGGGAUCGAAAUAGCAGGUAGACUCCUUGGUAUAAAGCGCAGAGCACUUUCCAUUUCCAGUUACUCGAUCUAUUGGAUUAAGCGGGAGA